AUGCACCUGAAGAAAGAACUUCGGGAAACCUGCACUUUGGUUGAAAACAGCGAGAUAGGAGAGCGAAAGGCGAGCUACGGGGUGGAGGGCACGCAUCAGGUAUCCGACCAGCAACAGUGUGUAAAGACGCUGCUGGAGACGCUGGGAAGCCGCGUGGUCGGGACGGAGCGAGCGGCCGGCUGGACGGCGAAUUGGCACAGGCACUUUGGGAGCCGUGUGUCCCGUCCGCGAAAGCUGGUCCCGAGCUGCCCCGGCCGGCGGCACCUCUUCGAGGGACAGACACCCCCAGCGCAGUGUCCCCAUCACCGGGGCAGAGUCACACAACUGGAGGCGACAGGCUUUGAGAAGGACCAAACCCCAGCACACACGGUGGACGCGGAGCUGGGGCUGCAGCUGCUGGCCCUUCUCUCGCCUCUGUCCCUCAGGGAGGAGGGAAGGGGUCCUAAGUGGUGGCAGUCUCUUCUCUGCCCUGGGCCCCUGCCCUGGGCCUGGUGUCACCCAGAGGCCCCGAGACUCCCAGCAGCCCGGGAGGAGAGUGUGCUGGCCACGCCCUCAGCUGCAGCUCUGAGCCUGUGGUUUCCUGGUUUCCUGGUGCCCCGAGGAGAGGAAAGUUCCAGUCAGCAGGCUUGGACUGAAGCAGAUCGCCCUCCAUCGCGUGGUGGGCCUCAGCCAGUCAGCUGCAGCCUUGAGAAAAGACUGAGAUCCGCGAGGGCGAAGGAAGUCUACCUCCAGAGGCCUUCUGACUGGAGCUGCAACCUCAGCUUCCUGGGGCUCCAGCCAGCAGGACCCACAGUCACGGUGGGAAUCGAGGCAAUUGGUUUGAGAACUUCCUCCUGCUCGAAUGUAAGCGCCCAACAGCCGCGUUCGUUCUCACCAGCUCUGGGCAGACCCAGAGGGCGAGGCCCCCCCUGUCGAGGACGUUUUGAAGUUCUGGCCACAACUCUUCUGAGAACAAAGACCCGGCAUCUGCCUGGCUCUGCCUCCGGGCCUCGGAGAUUUACGGGGAGCGAGCGCAGGAGAUGGGCUCUCACGGAGGAGACGGGGCAGGUGGACGGCACGUGUUCGGAGCAGGAGGCACGGAUCCCAGCGGGGCCUGGGGCCCACGUCCACCUCGAUGCAUCCUGCGUGGCUCACCCCCCGCCCCCACCCCCGCACCUCAGCCUAAGGGAAGAGGAGUGUGGCGGCCGUGGGCCUGGAAAGAAGGAAACAAAAGAGACGGCAAAAAUGAAGGUGAUGUGCCGCCCCCUCACCUGUGGAUGUUGAGUGAGUCCAGGAGGGCUUCCUGGUAGAGGUGACCUUCAGGCAGGCCCUUCUCUGAAGACAUCAGACCAGGACUCUGCAACUGUGUGGAAAUGAAUUCUGCCAACGCCCUGCCCGGACCCCUGGGGGGUGGGGCGUCCCGACGAGGACCCGGCCCAAAUCCCCUGAGCUCAGCCUGGGUGGCAGGCAGAGGACCGGCUGAGUCACACCAAACGCUGCUGGACGCCAGAAACGCCUUCCAGCCUCUGGUCAGUGCUGCACGGCCGUAGCAAAGGACUACACAUAGGAGCUAUAUUUGGACAAACGUCUGAAUUCACAAGUUCUUGGUGAGAUACAUACGAGUUUGAGUCAGCAUUUCCCCUUGUUCCGGAUUUGUGCCGUGGGGCGCUGGGGAGGAUUCUUAGAAAUAAAUGCUGCGGAAAGGCCAGAUUUGGGAAAUUGUCGAUUUGUAAGCCCAGGUGAGC
Molecule: messenger RNA, 1724 nt
Organism: Myotis myotis
Lineage: Eukaryota; Metazoa; Chordata; Mammalia; Chiroptera; Vespertilionidae
Exons: 8
Coding region: 1-1263 (420 amino acids)
Source: RefSeq, a predicted model, not a curated record